AAAGACAAAUUAGUAUAAAGAAAGCACUAGAACAUCAAAGUAAAGGAGAAGAACAAAUUAUAUACCUCUCUCCCUAUAUUCAGAUAGGCUUAACAGACCGAGAGUAUCAUUCUGAAAAAUCAUUUAUGCUGAUAUCAAAGCAG
Messenger RNA from Scutellospora calospora, 143 nucleotides. The record is from the annotation of a GenBank genome assembly. NCBI's taxonomy places the organism in Eukaryota, Fungi, Glomeromycota, Glomeromycetes, Diversisporales, Gigasporaceae.